Hemiscyllium ocellatum (epaulette shark) is the source of this 1310-nucleotide messenger RNA. RefSeq names its product tyrosine-protein phosphatase non-receptor type substrate 1-like. NCBI's taxonomy places the organism in Eukaryota, Metazoa, Chordata, Chondrichthyes, Orectolobiformes, Hemiscylliidae. Gene Ontology annotation, biological process: negative regulation of T cell proliferation; cell surface receptor signaling pathway; positive regulation of T cell proliferation. The coding region runs from base 84 to 1157 and encodes 357 amino acids. Gene Ontology annotation, cellular component: external side of plasma membrane. The transcript has 7 exons. The record is from RefSeq and is a predicted model, not a curated record.
GAGUCCCAGAUGGUAAUAAUGUUUCCAUCGGGUUUCGCUGGAUCUUGCUGUCCUCCUGCUCCAAGACAUCUUCCCUGCCCAGAAUGCCUGUGUUUCAUGUGCUCUGCUAUCUCUCAGUCCUGGGAGUAAUUUAUACAGGUACUGGCGAAACCCCUUUGCCCGUGAUUCAAUCCCCCCCGUACCUGACUGCAGUGGAAGGUACAAAUGUGUCAAUGUAUUGCUCCACCCCGCUUUUCGAUCGCAAAAUAUCAGUUAACGUGUCCUGGCGGAAAGAUGGAGAGAUCAAACCUUUGGAUCCAACAGCAGACGAAAGGAAAAUAAUGUUACCGUUCAAGCAAGUAUUUUCUGUGUUUCAUCUGCUGAAUGUGAGCUUCCGGGACUCCGGAAUCUAUUUUUGUCGCAUCAGCGUCUUCGGCAGGAAAACUUCCAAUGGGAAUGGGACUAAGCUUAUCGUACACGUGCCGCCAACCCCGCUGAAGAUAACCCGCCAGUACUCGCCCUUCCUCGCUCUCCUCUGCACAACUGCUGGCUUCUUCCCGGGGCAGUUUGAACUCGUGUGGUAUAAAAAUCUCUCCGAAAUCACGUCUGGCAUCAACAUCAGGAAAAUCGUGAACGAAGAGGGUUUAUUUCACGUUUCCAGCGAGCUCAGUCUUCCGGAGAAGGGGUCAGUCUACACCUGCCAGAUUUCUCACAUCACACGCAGCGUCCCGGCAAACAUCAGCGACAAAAUUCCGAAUCACGGUAACCAAGACCGUACAUUCUACUACGCCUUAGUCUUUGGUUGUGCAGCAGGCGGGAUUAUGAUUUUAGUUCUGGGAAUUGUCUUCAAGGGGUGCAAAUUAGACAAAACAACUGGCAACGCGACUGCUGAGGACAUGAACAGCCAAUUUGAGGAACAGGUCAAUCGGGACAGAGAGGCAGUGAGUCCGAUUUAUGCUGCUCUCCACUUCAGCGGAGAGAGGAAACCUGCAAAACUACUAACGGAGAAAGAGAGCUUUGUGUAUGCGCAGACAAAGCACCGGACAGCUGGCGAACUGACCUACGCGUCUUUGAAUCUUUCCGCUUCCGAGAAAACGGCAAGAAAACCAAAUAAAAAGGAGGCGGAGUAUGCAGAGGUCAAAAUAAAAAAGGGAAGCGGAAACGCCUGGAUUCCAUGAACUCCAACAAUAUUCAGUGAUAGUACAGUUACAGAAAAGUUGCUUUUGUUUUGUUUAUUUGAAAAAGACAACAAGCCAGAUGUGAUGGGUUGAUUGUGAACGAUACCUUAAUCGAUGGUGUAUUCUAAUUGCUGAACCUCUGUUUAUCCUUCA